GUGAAACUUAAGUCAUAAAUAAACAAGCAAUGCCAGUCAGUACGGCGUCGUUGCAUCCAUCUUCUUCUUUGAAACACAGAAGAACGCUCACUUCAAGAAAUCUUCUCUCUCGCGGGCUCUUCUGAACUUCCGAGUUUGAUCCUCUGAGUCAGUUGAAAAUUGAUGAGUUCGUUCUGAUUUCUGUUUCCGCAGUUUUUCUUUUUUGGGUUGGAAGCAUAAUGAGUGAUAGCCAGUACUCAUUUUCUCUUACCACUUUCAGUCCUUCUGGGAAGCUUGUUCAGAUUGAACAUGCGCUAACGGCAGUUGGGUCUGGCCAGACGUCUUUAGGGAUUAAAGCUGCUAAUGGAGUUGUCAUAGCAACGGAGAAGAAACUGCCAUCUAUCUUAGUUGAUGAAACAUCUGUUCAGAAAAUUCAGUUAUUGACGCCAAACAUUGGAGUUGUUUACAGUGGCAUGGGUCCAGAUUUCAGAGUUCUGGUUCGGAAAAGUAGGAAACAGGCGGAGCAAUAUCAUCAGUUGUAUAAAGAACCUAUCCCUGUUACACAACUAGUGAGGGAAGUUGCUGCUGUUAUGCAGGAGUUCACACAGUCGGGGGGUGUAAGGCCUUUUGGAGUUUCACUGCUGGUUGCCGGCUUUGAUGACAAAGGUCCACAACUAUUUCAGGUGGACCCAUCAGGUUCUUACUUUUCUUGGAAAGCUUCUGCCAUGGGGAAAAAUGUUUCUAACGCAAAAACAUUUCUUGAGAAAAGGUACACCGAGGACAUGGAACUUGAUGAUGCUGUCCACACGGCAAUAUUGACCCUGAAAGAAGGGUUUGAAGGACAAAUUUCUGGUAAAAACAUUGAGAUUGGGAUAAUUGGCGCUGACAAAAAAUUCAGAGUACUUACACCAGCUGAAAUUGAAGAUUACUUGGCCGAGGUGGAGUAGAUUGAGACCAAGAAAUUAGAAAGUUGAGCAACCAUCGGGGGGCGGGUGGUUUGUAGCCCCCCGCUUCGUUGUGCUUGCAAAACAUGCUUUCGGAUAUUCUUAGUUUCAACUACCGUGUUUAUUUUGUAAAAUGCCGUUAAACCUAAUGGUCACUCACUUCUAAUGACAAUAACUUUGCUUGUGGCU
This is a messenger RNA of Pyrus x bretschneideri (Chinese white pear), 1112 nucleotides long. Its product is annotated as proteasome subunit alpha type-2-A. Lineage: Eukaryota; Viridiplantae; Streptophyta; Magnoliopsida; Rosales; Rosaceae. The transcript has 12 exons. The record is from RefSeq and is a predicted model, not a curated record. The coding region runs from base 219 to 926 and encodes 235 amino acids. Gene Ontology annotation, cellular component: proteasome core complex, alpha-subunit complex; proteasome core complex. Gene Ontology annotation, biological process: ubiquitin-dependent protein catabolic process.